Messenger RNA from Selaginella moellendorffii, 624 nucleotides. RefSeq names its product protein disulfide isomerase-like 5-1. Gene Ontology annotation, biological process: protein folding. The record is from RefSeq and is a predicted model, not a curated record. Bases 101 to 523 code for a protein of 140 amino acids. The transcript is spliced from 4 exons. NCBI's taxonomy places the organism in Eukaryota, Viridiplantae, Streptophyta, Lycopodiopsida, Selaginellales, Selaginellaceae. Gene Ontology annotation, cellular component: endoplasmic reticulum. Gene Ontology annotation, molecular function: protein disulfide isomerase activity.
CACGUGGCACUUGUAUUUAGGGCACCUUGAUUCUAGGGUUUGGGGAUUUUAUUUAUUUUUUGACCUCUCUUGUGUUCUUCGUCCCCCGCCGUGAUCUUCGAUGGCGCGAUUGGUUGUUGCGAUUGCCCUGGCCGCGAUCUUUGCGGCGAUUGCUGGAGCUGAGGUGAUCUCGCUCAACGAUGCUACUUUCACUGAUAAGGUGAAGGAGCAAGACACGGUGUGGUUCAUCAAGUUCUUCGCGCCGUGGUGUGGCCACUGUAAGCGAUUGGCCCCGACCUGGGACGAGCUCGGCAAGGCGAUCGAGAGCGAGGCCGGUGUGGAAGUCGCGAGAGUGGAUUGCACGGUCGAUCGAGCGGUUUGCGAGAAAGCUGGAGUUAACGCUUACCCGACUCUCAAGAUUUUUUACAACGGCGAAGAAGUGAAGAAGUACUCGGGAGCUCGCGAUCUGGACUCCCUUAAAAAGUUCGCCAUCGAUUCGGCAGCGGAGAUCUCCAAAGCCAAGCUCGAGAACGACAGUCUUUAACUCGACGAGUGAAUUUAACGUAGAAAUAAACAAGCUAGACGCUGUAGAUAAGAACAGAUUGAUCAGUUCACAGAUUGAGAUACUACCUUAAGUUCUCCAGA